GAUGGAAAUUAAUAAUUCAGGUAACUGGAGGGAAUAACACCAAAACUAGGAUUGGGAACUUGUAGCCGACAAUCAAGGAACUUGGACGUACACGCAUGGAAGUAAAUGUCAACGUUCGUAGCUUUUAGAUGAAUACCAAAGUUAGUGUCUGGAUCUUUUCCCUCUUUGUUGUUGUUUUUUUGUUGUGUUGGUUUUCUGGUCAAAAGUGUCUUUGUAGCUUAAAAAUGUAUGCGCAUGGAGUUGUAAUUAAAACUCUAGUGCAAUCCAUCUAUCGUCUGUUUGGUUUGUAAGUGAGUUUUCACACUAAUUUUCCUAGUUUCAAAUUGAUGUCAACAAUAGGAGAGAAAAAAUCUUGGACAAGACCGCCUAUCCAAAUGGAAAUUUUAGGUUACUUAAAUAAUCAUACGAUAACACACUAAACCUCACUCAAAUACCAUUUUGUUAGCUGUCUCUAACAUCUUCUCUAGUUUUUCAGGUUCAUACAUGUUCACAGCUUCUGGUUUAACGUGGACACCAAAUCCAAAGACACAUUAAAAACAAACUCCUUUUCCUCCUUAAAUCUUAUCCUGACAUUUACAAACUAAAUCCUAAAAAUAAAGCAUAUCUUUAUAUUUAUUUAAUUAAAUAUCAAAAAACGAUAAAAUUAAAUCCCUGAGAAGUGAAAACCCAUAAACCAAUAAUUUAUUUCUUUAAAUUAUUUAACUUCUAAGUAAAAUAAACAAAGUUAAAUACUGCAACUCAUCUCUCUUUCUCACUACUAUAUAAGAACUCAUGCUAGCUUGGCUCACACGCUUUCGCUUAAAACUCAAAAAAACCUUCACUUUCUCGCGCGUCUCUAUAUUCUAAAAAAAAAAAAAAACAGAAUCUCUCCAAGAAAGUUUCUUCCUUUGCUUUCUCUAGUCUUCCAUGGAUUCUAAAGAAACCAACGAACAUCAGCAGCUACAACCACCGCAUGGGACGGUAACGGGUUCCUACAACCGCAACGCCGCCGCGUUAACCGGUCCCUCCUCCACUUCUCAGGCCAUGCAACACCGUUUAUCUGUCGGGGCUCUCUCGCUGCGCCAGCCUCAACAACCGCUCGGGAUCGAGGGAUCGCCUUCCUCCGUCUCGACGCAAUUCAGGAACGAGCAGCGAGGACGAGCAAGAGGAAGGGUCAGAGGACGACCGAGGAAGUACGCUGAUGUCAUUGAUGAUGAUGGUGGUGGAGGUGCAAGUGCUAAACGGGGCAGGGGCAGAUCAGGUCGCUCUUAUGGCUUCCUUAAUUAGAAGCUUUAUUUAGGAGGAGCAGAAACACUGUUGACACCUCAUUUAAUUAACGUCAAAGCUGGAGAGGACAUAGCUGCGAAGAUAGUGGCCUUUACGAAUCAAGGACCACUCGAGUCUAGUAUUCUCUCAGCUUCGGGAGCUGUUUCUAGUGCGGUGCUUCGUCACUCUAACAAUCCUAACAAUCCUAGUGGAGUUGUUAAGUAUGAGGUAGUAACAGUUUCAUGUCCUUGUGUGCGGUACUUUUGCUGGAAUGUUUUUAUCUGAUUAAGGGUCUUCUGAUCUGUAUAUGCAGGGCGUAUAUGAUAUCAUUGCUAUGUCAGGUUCUUUCUUGAAUACUGAGAGUAAUGGUACUGUGACCAGAACUAGUGACAUGAACGUGCAUAUUGCUGGUCCUGAUGGUCGGAUUCUGGCGGGUUUUGUUGCUGGAAUGCUAGUUGCUCGGUCACAAGUCCAGGUCGUAGUUGGAAGCUUUGUAUCAGAGAAAGUGAAAGUGAGCGCAACGCGUGUUGAGAAUAACCCCGAGCCAGCUUCAGCUUCAGGUUCAUCAUCGGCCAGUGGUGGUGGACCAGGAAGCCCUCAGUCUCAGGGACCGCCAAGCGAGUCAUCUGAGGAAAAUGAUUGUAUCAACAACAAGAAUUAUAAAGUUGGAAAGUCUACGCCCCGACCACUUCAGCUCUUGCCUGGGAAUAAUCCUAAGUAAUCAAAUGGUUCAUGGGAC
Messenger RNA from Brassica napus (rape), 1984 nucleotides. RefSeq names its product AT-hook motif nuclear-localized protein 13. The transcript has 4 exons. NCBI's taxonomy places the organism in Eukaryota, Viridiplantae, Streptophyta, Magnoliopsida, Brassicales, Brassicaceae. The record is from RefSeq and is a predicted model, not a curated record. Bases 1553 to 1966 code for a protein of 137 amino acids. Gene Ontology annotation, molecular function: minor groove of adenine-thymine-rich DNA binding.